Messenger RNA from Passer montanus (Eurasian tree sparrow), 3587 nucleotides. It is a transcript of the gene ONECUT2, whose product is annotated as one cut homeobox 2. Gene Ontology annotation, cellular component: nucleus. Gene Ontology annotation, biological process: regulation of transcription by RNA polymerase II. The record is from RefSeq and is a predicted model, not a curated record. Gene Ontology annotation, molecular function: DNA-binding transcription factor activity, RNA polymerase II-specific; RNA polymerase II cis-regulatory region sequence-specific DNA binding. The transcript has 3 exons. NCBI's taxonomy places the organism in Eukaryota, Metazoa, Chordata, Aves, Passeriformes, Passeridae. Bases 37 to 1461 code for a protein of 474 amino acids.
GCCGCGGGCCGCAGCGGCCGCCGCCCCGAUGAGCGGAUGAGGAGCGGGCGCGGCGGCCGGCGGUGCCUGGGCGGGGAACCGGGUGCGUGCACCAUGAACCCCGAGCUGGCGAUGGAGCCGCUGGGCAGCCUGCACGGGGCGGCGGGGCACGAACCGGAGAUGAUGGGCAGCCCCAGCCCUCACCACGGCGGCCGCAGCGCGGGGCCGCUCCGGGUGCCGCCUCCCCCGCCGCCGCCGCCGCCGCCGCCGCCGCACCAGGAGCUGCCCCCCGCCGCCCGGCCCGCCAUGGUGCCCAGCAUGGCCUCGCUGCUGGACGGCGCCGCCGAGUACCGGCCCGAGCUCUCCAUCCCGCUGCACCACGCCAUGAGCGUGCCCUGCGAGGCCUCGCCGCCCGGCAUGGGCAUGAGCGGCACCUACACCACGCUGACGCCGCUCCAGCCCCUGCCGCCCAUCUCCGCCGUCUCCGACAAGUUCCACCACCCGCACGCCCACCCGCACGCCCACCACCACCACCACCACCAGCGCCUGCCGGGCAGCGCCGGCGGCGGCUUCGCGCUCAUGCGGGACGAGCGCGGGCUGCCGGCCGUCAACAGCCUCUACGGGCCCUACAAGGAGGUGUCGGCCGUGGGGCAGAGCCUCUCGCCGCUGGGCAACGGGCUGGGCCCGCUCCCUGGCUCCCAGCAGGGCCUGCACGGCUACGGGCCGCCGGGCCACGACAAGAUGCUGAGCCCCAACUUCGAGGCGCACGCGGCGAUGCUGGCGCGGGGCGAGCAGCACCUGCCCCGGGGGCUGGGGACGCCCCCGGCCAUGCUGCCGCCCCUGAACGGCGCGCACCACCCCGCGCCCCCCGGGCCGCCGCCGCCGCACGCGCUGCCCGCCGGCCGGGAGCGGCCGCCCCCCGCCGCCGGCCCGCAGGGGAGCGGCGCGGGGCAGCUCGAGGAGAUCAACACCAAGGAGGUGGCACAAAGGAUCACGGCGGAGCUGAAGCGCUACAGCAUCCCGCAGGCCAUCUUCGCCCAGCGAGUGCUCUGCCGCUCCCAGGGGACCCUCUCGGACUUGCUGCGGAACCCCAAGCCUUGGAGUAAACUCAAGUCCGGCCGGGAGACGUUCCGCAGGAUGUGGAAGUGGCUGCAGGAGCCGGAGUUCCAGAGGAUGUCUGCCCUGCGGCUAGCCGCCUGCAAACGCAAAGAGCAAGAGCCCAACAAAGAGCGGAACAACUCCCAGAAGAAAUCCCGCCUGGUUUUCACGGACCUCCAGCGCCGAACGCUUUUCGCCAUCUUCAAGGAGAACAAGCGUCCCUCCAAAGAAAUGCAGAUCACCAUCUCCCAGCAGCUGGGCCUGGAGCUCACCACCGUCAGCAACUUCUUCAUGAACGCCCGCCGGCGCAGCCUGGAGAAGUGGCAGGACGACCUGAGCUCCGGGGGCUCCUCGUCGGCCCCCAGCAGCUGCACCAAGGCGUGAGGGGCGCAGAGCGCGGCUCCGCGGCACGGCCCUCGCUGGAGACUAAAGCACAAUCCCCGCAGCCAAGCCCAGCCAGCCGGUCCCCAGGACGUUCCUACGGCUUCCCGGCAGUUUAGCAGGCUCCACGUCACCCUCUCUCCACACAAUCCUUUGCUCAGGACAGGCGAGGCAGGUCUGAAACGCAGGGAGUCGUUCUUGAGGCAGGUUUCUCCUGAGCCCCGGGUUCCCGUGCUCGGCAGCCUCCCGUGCCCGGUGCCUGCCGUGUGCUGGCCACACCACCCUGCGGCCACGCCACAACGGAGCACAGAGUCGGAUACUGACAACCCAAGACCCUGUUUUUAAACUCAGGCAUGGUUUUUUGUUACGUGUUUUAAGGGAAAAAAAAUCAGAUUCAGGGUUUUUUUGGUUGUUUCUCUAGUUUAGUUGAAUCAGCUCGUUCUCGGAUCAGAAAAGUGCGGUUCUCUUGAGCUCGAAGUAUCAAGCACAAGGCUGGUAGCUGCAGCCACGUCCGGCCCUGGGCUGCCAGGGCGGCUGUGCCAGCUGCAGCCUGACAGCCCGGGAACACCGCACGAGCCUCAAGCACAGCUGGCAGUUCCUCACAAGCUCUGUGUUUGUACCUAAUGCACACUCAGGAGGCCGAUGGAACUGCUACAGUUCAUGGAGCAAACACAAUGUUUUGGAUGACUUCGAUUAAUUUGCAUUAUUACAUCCUUUUUAGUUUCUGGGAAUCUGGUUUCUCCUCGGCAACGGCUGUUACCAAAACCUUUUUAGCGUUCAGUGCAUUUUUGUUCCUUUUAUCAGUAUUUUAUGGUACUUUCAAGCAGGAAAAGAAACAGAGACAAGCCCUUCAGCGUUUCAGAUGUGCCGCGUGUAGCUCUACCGCAUCCCCAAGUUCCUUUUCCCUGCCGGCUCCCCGGGCCGGCAGGAACACAGCACACCAAAGAGACAGGAUUUCUGCAAGCCAAAGAUGUUUGUACCUUGCCAUUCUCCUCGCGGGUGCUUGGCUGGCGCUGGGGGCUGGCCAGCCCCCUCUGAGCUCCGCGCAGCGGGGCCGCCCCGGCGGCGGCACGGCCGCGGCCGCGCUCCGCCACAGACACUUGAGACUUUUUAUAUGUACUGCUUAAUCGAAACCAAAGAAACGUUUUCUGCACCUACUUCUUCUGCAACAAACUGUUCCAUUGAAAGAUAAAAUAGAAAAAUUUAAAAAAACCAAGGAAGCAUGUCAGGAAGCAAACGAGUCCCACACUGUGUUCUACGAACAUCUCGGACGUUUUCGGAAGCAGAUCUCAAAGAAAGGGUUGACAAGAAUGAGAACAAAGCAAAGCCAGUACAAUUGCUGCUUCAUUUGACAACUCAAGUCCUCUUAAAGUUGAAGAUUGUCUUUAAUUUGUGCCUAUGCAGUUUUUUCAAAAGAACAAGGAACAGAGCAACCAAAACCUCAACAGCUACCAUACCAAAGAUGAGGAUUCUCACUACUUGUGUUUCAGUUUGUUUCUCCUCUUGCACGACUAAUGCACAUAACCCCACUGAUCUCUGGACAGGUAACCACUCGUGAGUCUUGGUGCAGCCAGAAGGGUGGGUUCCUUUGUGUUUUCCCUGUUUCUGCCCCACACAGCAUCUCCCUGGGAGCUGCACGGGCUCCGAGUGCAGGGUGUUGGGGUGCUGCCCUGCUGCAUCUCCUCCCUCCAGGAAGCACUUGUGGGCUGGCUGUGACCUGUGUGCUGGUCUCCUGUGUGUCUGGAGCUGUGAGAGCCACCCUCCUGUACGUGACCUCCACCCCUCUUUCUCCUCCCCGGGGUGAAACUUGCAAUAUGUGUGAUCCCCUCUCUGUCACUGUGAGUGCUGAGCAGCACCACAGCCCGGCUCCAAACCUCCACCUGAACCAAGCCCGAGUAUUCAGCAGCUCCUGGGGCAGCUCAGGAGUGCUUCUGACAUAUUAGCCUGUAAUGCUGUUUGACCCAGGUCAUGGUGAUCCAGAUCAUGACAUGUCCAAUUUAUCCCCAGAGCCGGAGUGUGUUUGCUCCUCUCUGCCUUCAAACAAGGGCUUCACUUCAACUGCUUCACAGAACUGCUGCAGUCACUUUCCAAUGGCUGCACUUAAAAUAGAAAAAAAUCCAGAAGCCAUG